AUGGGGAAUAAGAAUUCGCGUGUUGCACCAACGAAAACUCUUCAUAUCUUCGAUAAUCAAACUCGAGCACGUUAUCGAAACCAACGUGAAUCCAAUAAUCUCCGAUCAAAAAUGCGCCAACUUCAUGCUCAACAUCACGAUGAAAUUUCGCGAAUAACUUUCGAUCAGCAAGAUGUGAAAACGAAAUUACAUGAACUACAUUACGAUAAAGUCCAACGAGAACUCUUCAAAAAUAUUGAUAAAGAACGUCCGAAAAGUCGAUUAUCAACGUUCAAUCUUCCUGCUAUUGAUGGUAACCCACCAGAAACGUCCAGUCUUCUUCUGUAUAAUCUCUACGACUCGCGACGUCGGGAGAAUAGGGAAACAUCUCUCAAAAAGCCGAAGCGAAAUAAACCACCGAGUGCUUAUGAAACAUUUCAAUUACAAUAUGCAUCGAAACUUGAUCUGAAAGAUCGCCGAGUGAGUCAGACAGAAGCGGCGCUCGUCUCCAAUUCCCGAAUGUUACAACGAGAAACUGAACAAAUGAAGAAAUCAAUUCAAACUGCGGUUGCCAAAGCAGCUCGAGAUUCGAAUAUAAGAGAAAAGGGCAAGAAUAAAAACACACACACACGACUAGUAAGCUCACGCGCGUCGUGA
Molecule: messenger RNA, 636 nt
Organism: Adineta ricciae
Lineage: Eukaryota; Metazoa; Rotifera; Eurotatoria; Adinetida; Adinetidae
Source: the annotation of a GenBank genome assembly